Molecule: messenger RNA, 2478 nt
Organism: Carlito syrichta (Philippine tarsier)
Lineage: Eukaryota; Metazoa; Chordata; Mammalia; Primates; Tarsiidae
Gene: EIF4H
Product: eukaryotic translation initiation factor 4H
Exons: 6
Coding region: 1-708 (235 amino acids)
Molecular function (GO): RNA binding
Source: RefSeq, a predicted model, not a curated record
AUGCCUGUCUCCCCUCCCAGGUCCCGCGGCAGCGCUGGCGGCCAUGGUUCCCGUAGCCAGAAGGAGCUGCCCACAGAGCCCCCCUACACAGCAUACGUCGGAAACCUCCCUUUUAACACGGUUCAGGGCGACAUAGAUGCGAUCUUUAAGGAUCUCAGCAUAAGGAGUGUACGGCUAGUCAGAGACAAAGACACAGACAAAUUUAAAGGAUUCUGCUAUGUAGAAUUCGAUGAGGUGGAUUCCCUUAAGGAAGCUUUGACAUACGAUGGUGCACUGUUGGGUGAUCGGUCACUUCGUGUGGACAUUGCAGAAGGCAGAAAACAAGAUAAAGGUGGCUUUGGAUUCAGAAAAGGUGGACCAGAUGACAGAGGAAUGGGUGGCUCUCGAGAAUCUAGAGGUGGAUGGGAUUCCCGGGAUGACUUCAAUUCCGGGUUCCGGGACGACUUCCUAGGAGGCAGGGGGGGCAGUCGCCCCGGGGACCGGCGAACGGGCCCCCCAAUGGGCAGUCGCUUCAGAGACGGCCCUCCCCUCCGCGGGUCCAACAUGGACUUCAGAGAACCGACAGAAGAGGAAAGAGCACAGAGACCACGACUCCAGCUUAAACCUCGAACAGUUGCAACACCCCUCAAUCAAGUAGCCAAUCCCAACUCUGCCAUCUUCGGGGGAGCCAGGCCCAGAGAGGAAGUUGUCCAGAAGGAGCAGGAAUGAGCCCGCGCCUGGGAGGAUUGGGGCGCAGGAGCCCAGGCAGCCCGGGCAGCCGUCCCGCGGCUCCGUCCCGCGGCUCCAUCCCGGGCCUGACAUUGUCCUCCUCUCUUCCAGCGGAAACACAGAGCUUGUGAAUGCAUGUCAGCUGUUAACAAGUGGUUUUUAGUACAUUCUUGGCUUUGCUGUAUCUAUCUGGUGCCUGUUUGUGCUUUUUUUUUUCUGCCACUGCUUCCCGCCUUCCUGUCCUUUUCCUCUUCUCCUCGUCUUCUGGCAGCACACAGGCUCCGCGGAGGGACGAGGCGGCCACCGUGGGGAGGUGUGUGGCCGAGUGCUGCCUCGCUGGUCUCCUUUGCUUUCUCUUUUCCUUUAGACUCGCUGGCCAGACUCCAGGCUCUCCCUUUGGUUUCUCAGUGCUUCUCUUCUGACCUGCAUGUUGAGUUCUGUAUUGCUGUGGCUUCCAUGAAAGCAAGCAGAAGUCACUGACACAUUGAAUCCCAUCUUGCUUUUGUUCAGCGCUGAUCAGCCUGUAGAACUGGAGGCACCUUGUUUUCCCAACAGGGAUAAAAGCGUCUCGGUCCUUGCAGAUUCGCUCCCGUGCCUGCUGCUCGGCCGUCCGUCGCCUCUCCCGGACGGACGGCCGUGCAGAGUGGCUCCCGCUCUGGCAGCGCGGCCCGGAGGAGGACGAGGAAGGGCUGGGGUGCUGGUGCAGUCCCUGGGAGAAAGGGGCGGCUCGCGUGUGGGCACGUGCUUUUUUUUACUGCUUCUCCGCGAUGGUGUCCAGACUCCGUCGCUCCUUUCACUGCGUGUGGGAGGUGGCUCUCUGGCUGGCUACAGCAAACUGCCCGCUGGGGCCUUUUCCGCUGGCCUCGGCGCUCUGGGGGCCGAGGGGUGGGCUGGCAGGCGCUGGGCUGACUGUGGUGCCCUCGGGGCUUUUCCCCAAACCCCUGCUGUCGUGUGUUUUGUGUUUAUCUGUUCCCUCGUGAUGACAUCAUGAGCUGCUGUGCCUCCCAGCACCCCUGAGAUUCACAGUGAAAAUGGGCCUAGAAUCAGGUACUUGACUCACUUAAUGAGUUGGAAAUGUUACUCUGCAGAGCUGUUGAGAGCCCUGAAGGCAUUGCAGGUGACUACAGGUGUCUGGGGGUGCUGCCUCACCGGGGCCGCAGUUCAUGCCAGGUACAUUGUCUGGCAGGUGCCAGGGAGUAGGGCUUAGGCUGUAGACCUCGAGGCCCUGUGUGAGCAGGUGGCAGGCGCUGGAGCCCAGCCUGGCCUGUGGAGCAGCGUGGCGGCAGCCGGCAGCGAGAGCCCUCGGGAAGGGAGGCUUCGGACGACGGCAGGGCCCGGGGUGGCCUGGCUCGCGCAGCCUGCUUGGUAGUCGGUCGCUAGCCGCCGUCCUCAGCUUCUCCCCGCGUCUUGGCCACAAGGUCUCAGCAGCCUGCAGAACUCUCGCUCCUCUCCUUCCUGCCACCUGUCAGCUUCUCUGCUUCGGAGAUAAGAACCAUUUGUGUAACACCAAUACUUAACUUACGAGAGACAUGCAUCAUGUGGUUGUAAUCAAACCGAUGCUUUCAGAUGACCUACUUACAUCUUCAAUGUGGAUAAGAUAAAGAACAAAACAAAUUCAUCCAAACUUCUGGGCAAUCCAGUUGACUUUUAAAUGUAAGAAUGGAAUUCCAAACACUUAACACAUUCAGCUAUAUGACAGAAAGUAAAUCUAUGGAUAUGGUAUUUUGUGAAUGAUCUUUUAAAUAAAAGAAAACCUUACGUAAUAUUUAA